AUGAUCGCUGCCAAUCUGCUCAAGGCCGGUCUGAUGAUGGCCGGCGCCGUUGGUCCCGCCGUGGCCCAGGCUUCGUCCAUGCCCAUCACGGCGCCGAAGCAAGUCACAGUCGACACGGAAACCCAUGUGACCCUCGCGGAGAACCUUUUCACCUCUCCGGUCCGCAUCUACCUCACUCUCAGUCCCGCCCAGGGGAACGCCCACGAGGGCGACUGGGACAAUGUCUGCUACCUUGUCAACUCCACGGACGGAAGCAACACGGACGUCAAGUUCACAAUACCAGCCUUGGUGGCUCCGGAUGGUGCCAAGGUGCGGAUCAGCGUAGCGCCGACCGUCGCCGACCCUGAGCCCAACCCAGACAACGACCCUGACAAGCCCAUCUCAAGCAAGCAGUACUACUUUAGCGGCGAAGCCGUUCUGGAGGGGGGCAAGGGGAUCUGGAGCAAGCCGGAACUGGGCGGCUUUGAGAGGAUUGGCACUGCGGACCAAGUUCCUUGCACGGCGUACGACUGCGUGCGCCAGUGCGGAGUGAAGUACUACCUCAACGACUUUGACGGGGAGAACCCUUAUGCGGUCAAGUCUGUAUACGAGUGCAACGCGGCGUGCCCCGGUGUUACAAUGAAGUCGUGGGCUGAGGUGACUGGCCAGAGCACGCCGGAUACCCAGACUUCUCAGCAGGGCUCUUCCACAGCCAUGCCAACCGUCCCAAGUACCACGUCGACCGUGUCCCUGACGGCUUCAUCUACCGUAUCGUCUAGCUCGACGCCAUCAACUUCUGCAUCGUCAUCCUCUACGUUCAGUAUUAGUAGUGAAGGAAGCUUUGUUUCGACUUUGAGGGCGGCAAUAAGCUUUCUCGGGGCCUUGCUUAUACUAUAA
Neoarthrinium moseri is the source of this 876-nucleotide messenger RNA. RefSeq lists its product as uncharacterized. NCBI's taxonomy places the organism in Eukaryota, Fungi, Ascomycota, Sordariomycetes, Amphisphaeriales, Apiosporaceae. The coding region runs from base 1 to 876 and encodes 291 amino acids. The transcript has a single exon. The record is from RefSeq and is a predicted model, not a curated record.